Molecule: messenger RNA, 1206 nt
Organism: Psylliodes chrysocephalus
Lineage: Eukaryota; Metazoa; Arthropoda; Insecta; Coleoptera; Chrysomelidae
Source: the annotation of a GenBank genome assembly
UGGUCAAUUCACGAGAUCCCCGAUCGAGAUUGCACAGCUUUAGAUCACUAUGUAAAUGAUUUAGUGUCUUCAGGAAAAGGAAUAAAACUCGCGCCGAUCUUGCACCAGUAUAGCGGCGUGGGAGGAAACUAGAGUAAAAGUAUUGCUGCACUCUGAAAUAUACACAAUGGGAUUACUAAAUAACUUCUACCAUAUAUAAACCAAAAUUAUUUGGCUGAUGGUAGUUAUUUGGGUUGUGAACUAGCCAAGAAGGUGUUUUUAUUUUUUUCUUGUUAUUUUUCGCAAGUGCGUGAUUUUUGUUAACUUAGUGUACCUGAAAUAAUUGGGAUUACGAUAAUCAUGUUAUCUGAUAUAAGGACUGCUUUCGUCCUAGCCAUUUUUUGGUCAAUUGCCAAAAGUGAGCCACCAAGUACAGAUUACGGAACUCCUCUAGGAUCACCUAUUACAAAUUAUCAAGGAUCUGGUUCACAGUACAGCGGUCAAAAUAGCUACAAUAAUCAAAAUGGCUACACUAAUCAACCCAGCUACAGUGGCCAAAAUGGUUACAACAAUAACAAUUACAACGGAGGAAGUAAUGGUGACCACCAACAUGAUCACGGUGACGGAGAGCCCAAAGCUUACGAAUUCGGAUACCAAGUAAAGGACGACUACACUGGUACCAACUACAAUCGCCAGGAAUCCAGUGAUGGGAACCAAGUUCGAGGGGAAUACAGAGUAGCCCUUCCUGACGGUCGUACCCAAAUAGUGACUUACUGGGCUGACUGGCAAAGCGGUUUCCAUGCUGAUGUUAAGUACGAAGGGGAAGCCCAGUACCCAGACCAAUACAACAAAGGAAAUGGAUACCAAGGCGUUUCUAAUCAAUAUGGUGCUCCAACAGGUGGAUACAAUGGUUACAAUAGCAAUACCCCAUCUAGUUCUGCCAUCAACAAUUUAGCAGCAGGUCACGACAGCUAUAAUUACAACAAUAACAACAACUAUGAUUCCUACAGCAAUGGUUAUAAUAGCAACAACAAACCCAGUAGCACAUACGGAGCUCCAUAAUAAUAUAAAAAUAAAGUGAUGUGAAUUAAUUGUAAAUUUAAAAUUUUGAACGGCCCUUGUUGUGUGUCAUAUUUAAAAUGGUAUCCCCAAAUACCUCGGUAUCAUAGUUAUAAGUUGUACAGAAAAAUAUCUCAAUUAAGACGUGGUAAUGUUAAUGUGUAAGAG